This is a messenger RNA of Didymodactylos carnosus, 2544 nucleotides long. The record is from the annotation of a GenBank genome assembly. Lineage: Eukaryota; Metazoa; Rotifera; Eurotatoria; Philodinida; Philodinidae.
CCAAGAAAAACUACGAUCAAAGAUAGAAUUUUAAAAGCAAUUCGACAGCCAAUUUUUACUUCAUCGGUGAGUAAAUUUAAGUCUUUUUGUUGGUUGUUCACAGAAUACGCACUUUAAUGAACAAUUAGGUAUAUUUUUGAAUUUUGCAUGUAAUGAGACUUUCUCUAAUUUUAGCCACCUCAGAAAAGACAUCAACCGGAGACACACAAAAAUUCAAGCGAGUCAGAUAUUCCUGGAAUCAUUUCACAUGUGAGUUAUCCAGUUAAAUUUUUCUAGCGAAAUAAAUUAAUCUAUUCCGAUUUUUUAAAUAUCAAUUCUCGUCCAGAAAAAAAAUUUCCAAAGACUUCCCAAAAAUCUAAUUGAAGUUUUUGCGAUUAAAGUUUUACGUUAUUUAACGAGUUCGCUCAAUUUACCGAUAAACGUUGGUCUAAGUCAACAUUAAUCUGGAUAUGUUUAACAUACUCAUUUUGAAUUCAUCGUCCAUAUUUCUCUUGUCCUUAAAGUACAUCAGUACUUCUUAUUCUACUUAGCAGAAAAAAUGCAACCGUUACGACUCUCUUACCAUUAUAGCUUUUCACUCAUUUAAAGGAAACAACUUCAGUACAAUCACCGGUCAAAAAUCAACUUUUAGCCCAUCAACAAACAAGAUUUAGACGCUUAGCAAUUAAUGUGAAAGAUUAUCGAGCAAAAGGUAUCAAUUUAAAAGACAAUUUAGCCGUUAAUGCAACAGUUAAGGUGAUUGAAAAGACAUUAAAAACAAAAUACAAUGAAAGAUGCGAUCAAAAAAUUAUAGCUACAACUGUAACGACCAAUUUUAAUGGAAGAGAUAUUCCUGAUGAAUUAGUAUUUGAUCUUCCCGUGCAAAAUGAUAACGGACAGCAAAAAUCUGAGCGACAAAUUACUACAAAAGUAGUUUUGUUCAAUAAAGUAGAAAGUCACUUUUCUGGAACAAACAAUAUAGCCCCGAAAACAUUUAGCACAGCUUUUAAAGGUGACGAAGAAUCGGAAGAGUUCCGAAUCGAUCAGUCACAGAAUUCAACAACAAAGAAAAAGGUGGGACGAAAAAAAAUAUUAACAGAUAGACAAACAGUUUUGCGUAUUGAUAUAUCAUCGUUCGUUAAUAAAGACAAAACUCUCAAAAACAAACAGUAUAUCACUAAUUUGAUAACAUUUGUUACGUCGAUAGCAACCAAACAUAAUUUGAUUUUUACCGAAUCCGACAUAUCGAACGAAGUUAAAAUUCAACUAAAAAUGUUGCGAUCUAAUCAUUACAAAAAACUUAAAAAGAGAAAACGAGAUUCUGAAUUAUGGUCCACACAAAUCAUCGAUAUUAAAAUAGAAUGUUCACUAGACCCACAAAUUAUUACUGAUUUAUCUACCGACAUUCAUAUUUUUAAUGUCGGCGUCGACAAUAUAGAGCUGUAUCCUAUAUCGAACACUGAAAAUACAAAUAAUAAUAGUAUUUUAUCAUCCACGCAGUCGUAUCCCUCGGUGAUAGAUAGAGAUCUUAAUACAACAGAUGUUAAACCGAUAAUAAAUAUUUCUCUAUCACCGAAUAAUGAAACAAUCAGUAAUAAUAACAAUGAUCAACCUAAUACUACAAAUUCAUUUGAAGUUCUGUUCGCUAAAACAUCAGAAGUUGUGAUUUUGGAUGAAGAAAACAUUAGAGUUAAAUUUGAUUUUGAUAUUGUCCAUCAUUUAUUAAACAAAAACAAUGUACGGAAUAUUAAGAGAGUGGCGGAUUGUAUUCGUCUAGUUAAACGACAAUUGAUUCAGUGGAAAAUUCCUGAACAACGAAUACAAUGGUCCACAAUUUUUAGGUCAUUUGAUAAACGUUUAAGCACUAUUUAUUUCUCUGAUACAACACGAGAUAGUCAACAAAUUAGUUUUUCAUUCAAACUUGAUGGAAUUCAGUACACUAGGACUCUUCCAUUAGACGCUAUUAUUGAUGAUGAAAACAAACGCAAACAAAUUACAAAUUUAAUCGAGAAUUUCUUUUUAAUUCUGGAAUGUUGUAAAACAAACGUUGGAGAUCAAGAAAAACGACAACUUGUCACCAGUUUAAAAGAAAAAUGUGAACAGUGGGGAUUAGAAUACACACGUUUAUUUGGAGUCGAUCAAAUCACUCCUUAUAUACAUGUUUUUAUCAGUCAUCUCCAUGAGUUUUAUGAUCAGUUUAAUAAUUUGAACACAUUUAGCCUUCAAGGUGUUGAAAGACUAAAUGAAUUAUUGACCCGUGAUUAUUUUGGUGGAACGAAUAGAAAAGGGGAGUAUUUUCAGCAAAUGAUCAAAAAACGACUGUGCCAAAUGGUAUUACCGGUGACCAAGACACAACUGAUCCACAUACGCCAAAGUUUCGAAAGUUGUACUAAAUUAUUUGGCGAUUAUGAAUCUUCUGAUGAUGAUUUAGCUGAUGAUGAUUAUUAUUACGAAUCAGAUCAAGAGAUACCAAACAUUUUAAUGAAUUUUGGCGAAAAGCGGAAAUCAAGAAGUUGUAUCGUUGCUGAGAUAUUGAUAUUUUACGAAACGCCCCGAAAAACGUGA